GUAAUUUUUACACUGCACACAUCAGAGUCCACACAUCAACAUCAUUAUUGUCAUCGGUCAUAAUAAUAUUUUGUCACUUUAGAACAGUUUUGAAAUUCUCUAUUUCUCUGUAUAGGAAGUAACUUAAACUGUAAAAAUGUCGUUUUUAUUUGGAAAGAAGAAGCAAGAACAGGCUCCGUCAACUGGCGAAGCGAUUCAGAAACUCAGACAAACGGAAGAAUUGCUAGAAAAGAAACAAGCUUUCAUGGAAAAGAAAAUCUCAGAAGAAAUUAAACUAGCAAAACAAAAUGGUACAAAAAACAAAAGAGCUGCCAUCAUGGCCCUAAAAAGGAAAAAGAGGUUAGAAAAACAGCUAGCACAGAUAGAUGGAACACUGUCAACAAUAGAAUAUCAAAGAGAAGCGCUGGAGAAUGCAAACACAAACACUGAGGUUCUGAAGACCAUGGGAUUCGCUUCAAAAGCUUUGAAAAGUGCACAACAGCAAAUGGGGGUGGAGGAUGUUGAUGACAUGAUGUCAGAUCUUCAAGAGCAGCUAGAAGUAGCCAAUGAGAUCAGCGAUGCAAUUUCAAAUUCCACAGGCUUCGGUCAAGAUUUAGACGAAGAUGAACUAUUUAAGGAACUUGAAGAAUUGGAGCAGGAAGAACUUGAUGAGCAAUUACUUGAUGUUGGACCCAGUGUUACAAGCCAGCUCCCAGAUGUCCCAACGGCCAGACCUGCCAAAGUUGCCGAAGAUCCAGAAGAUGAAGAUAUGAGAGAGCUUGCCGCCUGGGCGUCCUAACUAUCAGGGAUGAACUAUAAUCCGGUCAGAUAUUGUAUGAAAUGUAUAUCAUAUUCUCUAUGGUACUCUAUUAUUAAAAUGGGCAGACAAUAAGGACACUAAAAGCUUAACUAUACCUGCUAUCCCAAAUCUAUGAAGAUCUAAUGGAAGGCUUGCUGGAUUGUGAAUGACGUCCACUAGAUUAUACAGGUUUGGCUGUUGAUUUAGUUAGAGACCCUGCUGCCGAUUUAACGAAUUGCUAGGAUUAAUCCUAUCUGGAGUUAGGACGAGUAACCCGUCCUAACUUAGGACGGGUUCAAUGUGUCCUAAGCCUUUGGAUACAAAACUUAACGUAUCCUAAGUCCUAAGAUUAAUCCUAAGCUGGGAAGAGUUUGGUGAAAUCGACAGCUGGACACUAUUGGCAGUU
This is a messenger RNA of Asterias rubens (European starfish), 1184 nucleotides long. Its product is annotated as charged multivesicular body protein 4b-like. Gene Ontology annotation, biological process: late endosome to vacuole transport via multivesicular body sorting pathway; vesicle budding from membrane. The record is from RefSeq and is a predicted model, not a curated record. Gene Ontology annotation, cellular component: ESCRT III complex; multivesicular body; cytoplasmic side of plasma membrane. NCBI's taxonomy places the organism in Eukaryota, Metazoa, Echinodermata, Asteroidea, Forcipulatida, Asteriidae. The transcript is spliced from 5 exons. The coding region runs from base 137 to 778 and encodes 213 amino acids.